UAUAACUACUACCGGAUGAAUAAAAAUAAAAGUUAAAGAGGACACCACAACUUGCUGUGUGUUCUAUCUCGGAUAAAAUCGCUUAUUUGUGUGUGUCUGAUUUGUAAACCACAGGAAAUGGGUAGAUGCUGCAAAUGCAAUGGCAGACUGCUGUGCAUGUGCCUGUUGCCCUUCAUGAUGACCGGCCACCUCCUGGUUUACAUCUUGGUGACCAUAUUCGUCACCAUCUCCUAUGCACCUCCCAAAAUACCUGUCCACUAUAUCGCCCCUGGAAUCUCCUCAAACUCUAGUGAUUUGGCAUCUUACCCACUCAGCCCUUUCUGGAGGCUUCGUUUGGAGGAUGGUGCAGUUUGGAACCAGUUGCAGCACGCCUGGGACCGCCUGCACAAUCCAAUACUCCGAGGAAAUGCCAGUGGCGUAAUGAAGAAGCCAAAAGCCAAGCUUGUUUCAUCAAUCAAAGACGACUGCCAUUCAGACUGUGUGUCCCACAAGUGUUCAUUUCCUCGUCUGCAUGAUUUCAACAGCUUGCCAGAAGGAAUGAAAGCAUUUGUCAAGUCAAUGCACUGCAGAGAAUACCCGCUUCUUAUUAAUCAGCCUAGUAUUUGUAGGGAGAACAGCAGUGGCUUUGGCCUGACAUCUCCAAUGCUUCUCAUGGCUGUCAAAUCUCAAGUGGGAAACUUUGAAAACAGGCAGGCCAUCCGCGAAACCUGGGGACGAAGCGGUCUGGUGAAGGGGGAGUUUAAUAAGAAAGGAGGAUUAGUGCGCACAGUGUUUCUCCUUGGAAGGCAGGACUCAAGCACAGGUCCUCACCCGGACCUCAAAAACCUCCUUGAGCUCGAGAACCAGAAAUAUGGGGAUAUCCUGCAGUGGGAUUUCAGAGACACUUUCUUUAACCUGACCCUUAAGGAUUUGCUUUUCUGGCACUGGCUACAGCAAUACUGCCCCAAAGCUAUCUUCAUCUUCAAAGGUGAUGAUGAUGUGUUUGUUCGGACAGAUGCGCUCCUCGAUUACCUGAACAAGCAGUGGGACGAGCACAACUUAUGGAAAGCAUAUACAAAUGACAGUGACAAGGGGAUGGAUCUGUUUGUUGGGGAGGUGAUCAGCAAUGCCAGCCCAAACCGUGACCCAUCCACAAAGUACUACAUACCAGAAAGCUUCUACAAAGGCGUGUACCCACCAUAUGCUGGUGGAGGAGGGGUGGUGUACUCCGGCUCUCUUGCACUGCGACUCAAAGAGGCAUCUGACAAAGUUUACCUCUUCCCUAUAGACGACGUCUAUCUGGGCAUGUGCCUGAAUAAAAUCGGGAUCCUCCCAAAUCAUCACUCAGGCUUUCUGACGUUUGAUCUAGUGGAGACAAAGAGGGGCAAUCCAUGUUCUUAUAAAUCUGUUCUGCUUGUGCACAGGCGGAGUCCCAAGGAGAUGCUGACUCUAUGGACACAGCUCCAGAAUCUGCACAGUCAAUGCUGAAGCUAAUUUGGCAGGCAAAUAUACAGUACAGGUUGAGUGCUGCCACCACAUUCAUUUGAAAAGGGUGCACAUUAUGGUGUCAAUCAGCUCUACCCUUAGCGUGCCCUCCAAAGACUUACAUAACACAAUAAUUCAAGGAUCUACCUCAAAUAGUACUUUGUUUUGAGGGCAUUAAGCAAUAUAGGAAUAUACUUAAUU
Molecule: messenger RNA, 1665 nt
Organism: Sphaeramia orbicularis (orbiculate cardinalfish)
Lineage: Eukaryota; Metazoa; Chordata; Actinopteri; Kurtiformes; Apogonidae
Product: N-acetyllactosaminide beta-1,3-N-acetylglucosaminyltransferase 2
Exons: 2
Coding region: 118-1467 (449 amino acids)
Biological process (GO): poly-N-acetyllactosamine biosynthetic process; protein O-linked glycosylation
Cellular component (GO): Golgi membrane
Molecular function (GO): hexosyltransferase activity; UDP-glycosyltransferase activity
Source: RefSeq, a predicted model, not a curated record